AUGCAUUCACAAUGGUCUGGUCUCCAGAGAGCUGAUGCGUGCCGGCAGCGUCCCCGAGCACCUGCCACAUCCAGGACGCCAGUGCGCGAGAGGAAGCUGCCUGUGUCACCGAAGAUCAAGACCCAGAGGCGCAAUAGACGCGAAAGGAAAUACCUGCAACCGCUGCGGCGGCUGCAGAAUGGUCGAGAUGGUGAGCCACACUUAGCUCAUUUUUCCGACAGAUUUGACAGUUGA
Molecule: messenger RNA, 234 nt
Organism: Leptosia nina
Lineage: Eukaryota; Metazoa; Arthropoda; Insecta; Lepidoptera; Pieridae
Source: the annotation of a GenBank genome assembly